Molecule: messenger RNA, 1545 nt
Organism: Symbiodinium pilosum
Lineage: Eukaryota; Dinophyceae; Suessiales; Symbiodiniaceae
Source: the annotation of a GenBank genome assembly
GUCCGACUGCACUCUUUGUGCUUUUCUGUCAGCGGUUCCCUGUCUGUUUCUGCUCUCUCGACGAAUUCGGCUGACGUGCUAAAGGCACUUCUGCGCACUGAGUGCCCAGAGCUAUUGCAGGUUCCGAACAGUCAGAUUCGUUUGCUGUACCGCGGUGUUGAACUGACAGAUGAGAACCCCAUCACGCACCACUGGACGCCGGCCUCAGAUGAGAGGCAGCUGGACUUGCACUUUUUGGUUAUCGGUCCUGGUGCGGCGGAAGGAUUUCAGCUAGCUCUCUGUGACGUACCUUGUCCAGCGGAGCUUGAGAGAAGGCUGCAGGAAUGUGCUCAUGGGCUGAACACUGGAGUCCUGCCAAUUCUUUCAGAGAAUGGCUCGGGUGGAACAUAUUUCCUAAAGCAUGCAGCUGGACAUACGCUGGCAGUGUUCAAGCCAAAGGAUGAGGAAGCCGGAGCGCCACAGAACCCGCGAGGAUAUGCUGGCAAAGAGAACACGCGGCGCUGGCAAACCGCUGUGGCUUCAGCUCACAGGGCAGUGCGCGAGGUUGCGGCCUUCCUGCUGGACACUGGUCAUGGCGCUCUGGAUGGCCACGCAGGGGUUCCCAUGACGACCCUCGCCCGAUGCCGGCAUCAGGCCUUCGUACCUGUCCACAUCAAUGGAGACAGCCACGUCGUGUGGAAGGUCGGCGCGUUUCAGGCAUUCGUGGAAAAUGCGGAGCUGUCUGAAGACUUUGGGCGCUCAGUCCACGCAAUACAAGACGUCCACAAGAUUGGGAUCCUGGAUCUUCGAAUUGUAAACUUCGACCGCAACCUUAGCAACAUGCUCGUCCAGGGACGUGGCAAGAAGCUCAUUCCAAUCGAUCAUGGCUGCUCCUUCCCCGAUCGCCUGGACUUUAUGCUGUCGGAGGUUGCGUGGUCUUCAUGGCCCCAGAGCAAGGAGCCGUUCAGCAGUGACGAGUUGGCGUACAUAGCCCAGUUGGAUGGCGAGGCUGAUGCAAGGAAGCUCUCAGCAACCUUGGGCCUGGAGCGUCACUGCCUUCGCCUUAUGGAAGUCUCGACCCGCUGGCUACAGGUUGCCGCAUCUCAUGGCUGCACGCUGCAUCAGAUAGCGGCUGCCCUCUAUCGAGCAGACGCAUCUCCAGAAAGGCCGAGCAAGGUGGAAGGCAUCAUGCGAAAUUGCAUUGCCUCGGCGUUCGCUGCCACGAGCACGGCCGACAAAGGCAAGCCAUUGGGGAGGACAGUUUCUCUUCGUGAUCCAACUCCGCUGUCCGAGACGGCCGAUGGCUGCAUCUUCAAUCGCAUCCUCAACACUGGAAAAGAAUUACAGUGGACGCAGCCGCUGGAGGAGAACUUUCGGCGUCAUGUGGGGGAAGAGCUUAACAGGCUCGUCAAAGCCAUGAAGCCAGACCCCGGCUUCCAGGUUGGAAAGUAUGGCCUUGCGGCGGCACCCGAGCAAUCUGACGAGAGUGAAGAAGAUGAGAUCCCCUUGGCUCGCUCGAGUGGAGCCUAUGUGCCUCCACAUGCCCGAAGAGUGAAAUCUCCCUGA